UUAGACGCUAAGGAAAUUCGUCGUUGCUAAUGUCGACGUCGAUGCAUUCAAUUAUGCCAGAUCUGGCCACACUACGUGCGAUAAAGCUUCGUAACUAAUGUUGAAUAUAGACGGAAUUACUAAUCUUGUCCUGUCGGUCGAACGGAUCUAUAGAUUAUAAGCGUUCGUUUUCGUGGGCUUAAUUUGUAUGAUAAUUGGUGGAUCGAAUUCAUUGCGAUUAAAAACAAAUCCACCCGUCACAAUGGCUACCUCAUCCGGUGCUUUAACAGUGGAAGUCUUGCCCAAAUUACGUACAAGUUUUUACAAUGAUCCGAAUAACUGCUUAGCACAAAAUAUAUGUACAAGGAUCAAUCCCAUAGAAGCUUGUAUUUCACGAAAAGUAUUGGAAGAGAGUCAACACGUCUUCACCCAUAAGAUCGAAACAGAGGGGAAGCCCAUAACGAAUCAGAAACGUUCCGGGCGGUGUUGGAUAUUUUCUAUCUUAAACGUUAUCAGAACUGCCUUUAUCAAGCAAUACAAUUUGGACGAAUUUGAAUUUAGUCAAGCUUAUUUAUUUUUCUGGGAUAAAGUUGAACGGUGCAACUAUUUUUUACAUAAUAUUGUAAAAAGCGCGGAACGGAAGGAACCGGUGGAUGGUCGCUUGGUAUCGUUUCUGUUACACGACCCGGUUUGCGACGGCGGACAAUGGGACAUGAUCGUUAAUCUUAUAAAUAAAUAUGGUCUCGUCCCGAAAGUCUGCUUCCCAGAAUCGUACAGUUGCGAAUCUAGUUCCCGCAUGAACAGUAUAUUGAAAAGUAAACUGAGAGAAUACUCUAGCGAUUUAAGGGACUUGGUAGCAAAGAAUGCGUCCGACGAAGAGUUAGAAUCUCAGAUCAGGGAACAAAUGGUAGUAAUUUAUCGAAUUAUUGGAAUCUGUUUGGGCAUACCUUCGGAGACUAUCACGUGGGAAUAUUACGAUAAAUCGAAGAAUUACAAUUGUAUCGGUCCAAUCACACCUGUCGAAUUCUACGAGAAACAUGUAAAACCAUAUUAUAAUGUAAAUGAUAAAGUAUGCUUGGUAACAGAUCCGAGAGAAUCCCAUCCAUAUAGUAAACUUUAUACGAUAGAUUGUUUAGGGAAUGUAGUGGGUGGAAGACUGACGUUGUACAAUAACCAACCAGCCGCGGUGUUAAUGGAAUUAUGCGCGGAGAGUAUAAAACAAAACGAGCCCGUGUGGUUUGGAUGCGACGUAAGCAAAAGAUUAAUAGGCAAACAAGGUAUAGAGGAUAUGAACGCUUAUAAUUUUGGUCUGAUGUUUGGAACGAAUGUACAUGUUAAUCUUUCGAAAGGAGAUAGAUUACUUUACGGAGAUUCUAUGAUGGUCCACGCGAUGGUAUUCACGGCUGUUUCGAUCGAUAAGGAUGGCAACAUUAAAAAAUUCCGGGUGGAAAAUUCUUGGGGGGAAGAUCAUGGACAGAAAGGAUAUCAAUUGUUGACCGCUGAAUGGUUUUCUGAAUUCGUGUUCGAGGCAGUUAUCGAUAAAAAAUUAGUACCCGCGGAUAUUUUGUCUGUAUUUAAACAAGAACCCAUUACCUUGCCCGCGUGGGAUCCGAUGGGUACCCUUGCUCACUGAUAAUAGGCUGCAACCUUAAACAUUCGAAGAUGAAGAUUUUUGAUGAGUAACAUAUGUAUAAAACACUGAGGAUAUGAACAUAAAAUAAAAUUUCAAGCAUUCUGGUACUACA
This is a messenger RNA of Colletes gigas, 1724 nucleotides long. RefSeq names its product bleomycin hydrolase-like. The transcript has 4 exons. Gene Ontology annotation, molecular function: cysteine-type aminopeptidase activity. Gene Ontology annotation, cellular component: cytoplasm. The record is from RefSeq and is a predicted model, not a curated record. Lineage: Eukaryota; Metazoa; Arthropoda; Insecta; Hymenoptera; Colletidae. The coding region runs from base 188 to 1612 and encodes 474 amino acids. Gene Ontology annotation, biological process: L-homocysteine catabolic process; proteolysis; response to toxic substance.